UCGACUCCGGAGGCGCCCGCAGCCCCGGCGUCCGCCCCACUGCCCCCUUCCCGGGGGCCAUGGGGGAGCCCCCGGGAUACCGGCCCUCGGCUUGGGUUCAUCUCCUCCACCAGCUGCCCCGCGUCGACUUCCAGCUCCGCCCGGUGUCCAGCGGCUUCGCGCCCCAAGAACAGGAAUACCAGCAGGCCUUGCUCCUGGUGGUGGCCUUGGCAGGCCUGGGCCUGGGCCUGAGCCUCAUCUUCAUUGCUGUCUACCUCAUCCGCUUCUGCUGCUGCCGGCCCCCAGAGCCACCUGGGGCCAAGAGCCCCCAGCCCGGAGGAGGCUGUGUUACCUGGAGCUGUGUGGCGGCCCUUCUCGUCGGCUGCGCCGGUAUUGGCAUCGGUUUCUAUGGCAACAGCGAGACCAGUGACGGGGUUGCUCAGCUCAGCUCUGCACUGCUGCAUGCCAACCACACACUCAACACCGUUGACCACCUGGUGUUUGAGACAGUGGAGAGGCUGGGUGAGGCGGUGAGGACAGAGCUGACCAACCUGGAGGAAGUGCUCACUCAGCGCACGGAGCUGGUGGCUGCAGCCCGGGGGGCCCGGCGGCAAGCAGAGGCUGUGGCCCAGCAGCUCCAGGGGCUGGCAUUCUGGCAUGGAGUGCCCCUGAGCCCCCUGCAAGUGGCUGAAGACUUAUCCUUUGUGGAGGAGUACAGGUGGCUGGCCUACGUCCUCCUCCUGCUCUUAGAACUCCUGGUCUGCCUCUUCACCCUCCUGGGCCUGGCGAAGCAGAGCAAGUGGCUGGUGAUCGUGAUGACAGUGAUGAGUUUCGUGGUUCUUGUCCUGAGCUGGGGCUCCAUGGGCCUAGAGGCAGCUGCCUCAGUGGGCCUCAGUGACUUCUGCUCCAAUCCAGACACCUACAUCCUGAACCUGACCCAAGAGGAGACAGGGCUCGACUCAGACAUCCUGAACUAUUAUUUCCUCUGCAACCAGGCGGUCUCCAACCCCUUUCAACAGAGGCUGACUGUGUCGCAGCGAGCUCUGGCCAACAUUCACUCCCAGCUGCAGGGCCUGGAGAGAGAAGCAGUUCCUCAGUUCCCCUCUGCACAGAAGCCUCUGUUGUCCUUGGAGGAGACACUGAACGUAACAGAGGGAAACUUCCACCAGUUGGUGGCACUGCUGCACUGCCACAGCCUGCACAAGGACUAUGGUGCAGCCCUUCGAGGCUUGUGUGAGGAUGCCCUGGAGGGCCAACUCUUCCUGCUGCUCUUCUCCUUGCUGUCUGCAGGGGCCCUGGCCACUGCCCUCUGCAGUCUGCCCCGAGCCUGGGCACUCUUCCCGCCCAGUGACGACUAUGAUGACACAGACGAUGACGACCCUUUCAACCCUCAGGAAUCCAAGCGCUUCGUGCAGUGGCAGUCAUCUAUCUGAGCCUCUUCUCCCUGCCAGACUGGAGCCAGCCCCCCAUCUCCGUUCCUUCCCUGGAGGCCGGAGAAGACCCCACUAACCCUGCCUGACUGGGCUCUGACCACUAACACCCCUGGCCAUGGAUACCCCAACAGGACACCUCCCUGCCCUGCCCCCACCCCUCCCUCCAUUUCUCCUUAGCCCUGGGAGUAAGCUGAAGGGCGCAGGCCAGGGACCAGGGCUGGCCAAGGAGGGGGACAGCCAGCCCCGUAACCCCCAUCCCUGGCAGGCAGCCCCCUCCUCUAAAGGACUGAGCUGGGGAAGGGGCCACAAACCCUUCCCCCACAUCCCGGUGGGCUCAGGCCUCCUGUCUGAACUCAUGGCACUAACUUGGAAUGGGCUGAUUUGAAAUAAAAGAAAAGACUUUAUUUUACAAGCAGCCAUGUC
Messenger RNA from Loxodonta africana (African savanna elephant), 1835 nucleotides. RefSeq names its product tweety family member 1 (gene TTYH1). Lineage: Eukaryota; Metazoa; Chordata; Mammalia; Proboscidea; Elephantidae. Gene Ontology annotation, cellular component: smooth endoplasmic reticulum membrane; plasma membrane. Gene Ontology annotation, molecular function: intracellularly calcium-gated chloride channel activity; volume-sensitive chloride channel activity. The coding region runs from base 60 to 1412 and encodes 450 amino acids. The record is from RefSeq and is a predicted model, not a curated record. The transcript has 14 exons.